AUGGGGGUGGGCCGGGUCUCGAGGUGUAAAACCCGCAGACGAGGGCCGCAACCAGUAUGUCGAAACCGCGGCAUCCCCUUGACCGCUACAGAGCUGAGUGUUAACCAGACUCCCUCUGAAAAUAAUAAAAGGGAAGUACUCAGAAUAGGGUUCAUGAACAUAAGGUCGCUUUCAUCGAAGGCGCUCUUGGUCCAUGAUCUAAUUAUUGAUAAAAAGAUCGACAUACUGGGGCUUUGUGAAACCUGGUUAAAACCAGAUGAGUUUCUAGCCUUAAACGAAGCUACUCCACCCCAUUAUGUUAGCACCCAAGUAUCUAGAGAAGUUAAGAAAGGUGGUGGAGUAGCCCUGAUAUCUAAUUCUAAGCUUAAUUUAAAGCCAAAGAAUAGAUAUAUUUUCAGAUCCUUUGAGGUGCUAGCGCUCUGCACCUCAGCUCCUCGAGAAGCAAAACGAGUUCCAGACUCUUUUGUUUUAGCUGUAGUAUACCGUCCCCCAGGACCGUAUUCAGUUUUUCUGGAUGAGUUUUCUGACUUUGCAGCUGAUUUGGCUACAUAUUCAGACAAUAUUUUGCUUAUUGGGGAUUUCAAUAUUCACGUGAAUAACCCGUCUGAUGCCCUCACAAGGGCUUUUCUGUCCAUUACAGAUACGCUUGGCUUCAAACAGCUCGUCCAGCAUCCAACCCACAUCGGUGGAAACACGCUGGAUCUCGUUCUGACCCGCGGUGUUGAGCCCGAUUAG
Messenger RNA from Gadus macrocephalus (Pacific cod), 735 nucleotides. RefSeq lists its product as uncharacterized. The transcript has 3 exons. Gene Ontology annotation, molecular function: catalytic activity. Lineage: Eukaryota; Metazoa; Chordata; Actinopteri; Gadiformes; Gadidae. The coding region runs from base 1 to 735 and encodes 244 amino acids. The record is from RefSeq and is a predicted model, not a curated record.